Messenger RNA from Onthophagus taurus, 3814 nucleotides. The record is from RefSeq and is a predicted model, not a curated record. Lineage: Eukaryota; Metazoa; Arthropoda; Insecta; Coleoptera; Scarabaeidae.
UAGUAUUUUAACAUACAUUUAUAAAAAAUAACAAGGAAACCGGAGUAUUAAAGUGAAUCAAACGAAUAUAAUCGUAAUCUUAAGCAUUAUCAGAAAUUUACUUUAGAUAACACCAAGUUAUUUUAAUCUCGUAUAUCUGGGUGGAGAAUUUAGUCACAAAAUGUCAACAAUCCAAAAGUGAGGUUAUAUAAACGUCAGUUGUACCUUUUUAAUCAAAAAUAUAUAAAUACAAGUACAAAAAGCGUUAGAAAAAAGUCGUGGCAAACGAAUACCGAACGAAAAAUGGCUGAAAAGCUGCUCAUCCUCAAUGAUCGAGGUGUCGGAAUGCUCACGCGGAUUUACAAUAUAAAAAAAGCGUGUGGUGAUGCAAAAUCAAAACCGGGAUUUUUAUCAGAUAAAAAUUUAGAGUCGUCUAUUAAACAUAUAGUUCGUAAGUUCCCGAAUAUCGAUGUAAAGUCACUUGGACCGUUGGGAAACAUUCGAAAUGAUAUUAUCAAGUCUUUAUCUCUUUAUUAUUACACUUUUGUGGAUUUAUUAGAUUUUAGAGAUAGCGUAAGCGAGUUGUUAACCUCAAUGGACGCUUGGGGUGUUAAUUUAGACAUUAAUUUAAAUUUCGAGUUAACAAAGAAUUAUUUAGAUUUAGUUGUAACGUUUGUAAGCUUAAUGAUUUUAUUAUCUAAGGUAGAAGACCGCAAAGCGGUAUUAGGCUUAUUUAAUUCCGCCUAUGAGAUGAUACAUAAUCAAAUGGACCAUAGUUUUCCAAGAUUAGGGAGUAUGAUCACCGAUUAUGAUGUUCCAUUAAAAAAAUUGUAUGAGGAGUUUGUUCCUCAUGGUAGGAUUUUAAUGGGGGCGCUAAAAUCGUUGGAGGGAAUUUAUUCGAGUAGGAACGUCCCCGCGGAUACUUGGAGGGUCGAUUUAAAAUUAAGUUUAGUUGGAAACCCUGCUUGCUUGGUUAAGCCUUUAAUGGGGGAAAAAACGAUGUCUUGCGAGUACCUCUCAAUGGACACCAUGGAUCGUUGGAUCAUUUUCGGGGCGGCUUUAAUCCCGCAAAUUAUCCAGGUCGAAGGCGGUUUCAAAAUUUGGGGGAAAGCCUUGGAGUCUUGUUGGGUUAUCCCGCUAUUUCGGGACGAAGUGAUUCACAUUCACCCCUAUAUCAUUUCUUAUUUCGACGCGCAAAAGGGUUAUGGGAAAAGAAUUUCGGAAGUUAAGGAGUGCCAAAGUCACGCGAUUCAAAAAGCGGGGUAUAAACAUAGAGAGAGGCGUAAAUUUUUGCGGACUGCUUUGAAAGAGUUGGGGUUAAUUUUAACUGAUCAACCUGGUUUGUUGGGGCCGAAAGCUUUGAUGGUGUUUAUGGGGUUGUGUUACGCUCGGGAUGAGGUGCUUUGGUUGUUGCGGCACAAUGAUAACCCGCCGUUGCAGAAAAAUAAGGGGAAGUCAACUGAGGAUUUGGUGGAUAGGCAAUUACCGGAGUUGUUGUUUCAUAUGGAGGAGUUAAGAGUGUUGGUGAGGAAGUACUCGCAAGUUAUGCAGCGGUAUUACGUGCAAUAUCUUGCUGGGGGGGACGCGAUUGCCCUAAAAAAUUUGAUGCAAAACUUGAACGGGUGCCCCGAAGACGAGGGGAUCAUCUUAUCAUCGUUAUGCAACACCAUCUCAAACUUAUCAGUUAAGCAAGUCGAGGAGAACGAAAUUUUCGACUUCACCGCGUUCCGCUUAGACUGGUUUCGCCUCCAAGCGUUAAUGUCAACGAUAAAAUCCCCCUUAAACAUAACAAACAACAAAGAAUUAAUCAAUUUAUUAGACACGGCUCAAUUCCACACGAGAAUGGUCGAUCAUCUCGAUGCAAUAACCGUCGAGUGUUCGGAUUUGUCGAUUUUUUGCUUUUACAGUCGGAUUUUUGAAGAGCAAUUCCACAUGUGUUUAGAAUUCCCAGCUCAAAAUCGCUACAUCACCGCGUUCCCCCUAAUUUGUAGCCACUUCCAGCAUUGCACGCACGAUUUAUGCCCCGAGGAGCGCCACCACAUCCGCGAAAGAUCCUUAUCAGUCGUUAACAUGUUUUUGGAUGAGAUGGCGAAAGAGGCCAAAAAUAUCAUCACUGCGAUUUGCGACGAACAAUGCAAAAUGAGCGAUAAAUUAUUACCCAAAUCGUGCGCGCCAUUAAUCGCCGCCCAAUUAAACCGCAAAAAAAAAGAUAAAAACAAAAAAAAUGCGGUUGAAAUGGAAAAGCCGGGGAAAGAAAGUUACCGAAAAACGCGCGAGAAUUUAACAACGAUGGAUAAAUUGCAUAUGGCCCUAACCGAGUUAUGUUACGCCAUAAAUUAUUGCGGGACCAUCAACGUUUGGGAAUACACCUUCGCGCCAAGAGAAUAUUUAACUCAACAUUUAGAAAAUAGAUUCGCCCGAGCUUUAGUGGGGAUGGUGAUGUAUUCGGCGGAUUCGAACGAAAUCGCGAAACCCUCCGAGUUAUUAAUGAGCGUAAGAGCUUACAUGAACGUUUUACAAACAGUCGAAAAUUACGUCCACAUCGAUAUCACAAGAGUCUUCAACAACUGCUUAUUACAACAAACUCAACCCACAGACACUCACGGCGAUAAAACCAUCGCUUCGUUAUACACAACUUGGUACUCGGAAGUUUUUUUGCGCAGAGUAAGCGCUGGGAAUAUUUGUUACUCAAUGAAUCAGCGGGCUUUUGUAAGUUUAACCGUUGAAGGUGGGAUUCCUUUCAACGCGGAAGAAUACUCCGAUAUCAACGAAUUACGAGCUUUGGCCGAAUUAAUCGGGCCGUAUGGAAUGAAACAAUUAAGCGAGACUUUGAUGUGGCACAUCGCGAGUCAAGUGCAAGAAUUAAAAAAAUUAGCAGAGGCUAAUAAGGAGGUUUUGGUCGCGUUGCGGACUAAUUUUGAUAAACCCGAUGUGAUGAAGGAACAAUUUAAGAAGUUAGCUCACGUUGAUAAUGUAUUACAACGAAUGACGAUCGUUGGGGUGAUUCUUUGUUUUCGACAGCUCGCCCAAUCGGCUUUAACGGACGUUUUGGAACAGCGAAUUCCGUUCUUACUCAGCUCGAUACUCGACUUCAAGCACCAUCUGCCCAGCGGUGAUCCGCUUAAAGUCGUGAGCGAGAUGUCUGUAGCCGCGGGUUUAGCCUGCAAAGUUGAUCCAACUUUAAUAAACGCUUUAAAAGUCCAACAACCCGAAUUAGAAGAAAACGAGCACAUUCAAGUUUGUUUAUUAAUGGUUUUUGUGGCAGUUUCAAUCCCGAAAUUGGCGAAACAGGAGACGUCGUUUUAUAAAGCGUCUUUGGAAGGGCACGUUAAUAAUAUUCAUUGUAUGGCGACGGCUAUUAAUUAUAUUUUUGGGGCUUUAUUCACGAUUUGUGGGCAAAGCGAUAUUGAGGAUCGUAUGAAAGAAUUUUUAGCUUUGGCUAGUUCUUCCUUGUUAAGAUUGGGGCAAGAAGCUGAUAAAGAAGCGAUUAGGAACCGGGAAUCGGUUUAUUUAUUGUUGGAUCAAAUCGUGCAAGAAUCGCCGUUUUUAACGAUGGAUUUAUUGGAGUCGUGCUUUCCGUAUGCUUUGAUAAGAAACGCGUUCCACGCUGUUUAUAAGCAUGAACAGGCUAUGGCAUGAUUGUUGAACAAAAUGAAGUAAACUCAAAUAUUUCGAAUAUUAAUUAUAAGAUUAUUAAAUAAAAUUACAAGUAUUAUUGUAUUCAUUAUAAAUGUUUCGUUUAGUUUCUAAAUGAGGAUAUCAAAUAAGUUAGUAACUUUUAAGACAAAAUGUAUAUGUAAACAAUAAUAUAAUAAACGAUUAUUUAAGGUGCAAA